AUGUCCAACCCCUGGGCCCAGCCUCCCCACCCCGCGACCAACCUCGGCCGCCACCGCCCCCUCGCCCCUGCGUGCGGCCUGCACGUCUCGCCCCUCCAGCUCGGUGCGAUGAGCAUCGGCGACAAGUGGGCUCAGUUCGGGAUGGGCGCGAUGGACAAGGAGUCCUCCUUCAAGCUCCUGGACGCGUUCUACGAGGCCGGCGGGAACUUCAUCGACACGGCGUCGAACUACCAGGACGAGACGUCCGAGCAGUUCAUCGGAGAGUGGAUGGAGACGCGCGGGAUCCGCACGCAGAUGGUCAUCGCGACCAAGUACUCGACGAACGCCAAGCGCGGUCGGACGGACAUCAAGCAGCACACGGCUUGGGCUGGCAACAGCUUCAAGACGAUGCGGGUCAGCGUCGACGAGGCUCUCGAGAAGCUGCGCACGUCGUACAUCGACAUUUUCUAUGUCCACUGGUGGGACUACACGACCCCGAUCGAAGAGGUCAUGGACGGCCUCCACCAGCUGGUGAUGUCCGGCAAGGUCCUUUACCUGGGCAUCUCCGACACGCCCGCCUGGAUCGUGGCGUCCGCGAACCGGUACGCUCGCAUGGCGCACAAGACGCCCUUCGUCAUCUACCAAGGCUCCUGGUCCGUCUUGGACCGCGACUUCGAGCGGGACAUCAUCCCGCUCGCGCGGCACGAGGGCAUGGCGCUCGCGCCGUGGAACGUCCUCGCGGGCGGCAAGAUCCGCACGGACGCGGAGGAGCAGGCGCGCCUCGACAGCGGCGAGGGAGGGCGCGGGACGUUUGGGCCGUGGAUGCGGAACGAGCGCGAGAAGGCGGUGGCGAAGGUCCUGGAGGAGGUCGCCAAAGAGGCCGGCACCGACUCCAUCCAAGCGGUGGCGAUCGCGUACGUGAUGCAGCGCACGCCGCACGUGUUCCCCAUCAUCGGCGGGCGCAAGGUCGAGCACCUGCACGGGAACAUCAAGGCGCUCUCGAUCGCGCUCUCGGAGGAGCAGAUCCAGAAGAUCGAGGCGGCGUCGCCGUUCGACAAGGGCUCGCUGUACAACAUCUUCGGCGACGGCUCCGACUACGGCGCCUUCCACAAGUCCGCCGGUCACUUCGAUCGCUGGCCGACUGCCCCGGCUCUCCGCCCGAAGGCACAGUAA
Molecule: messenger RNA, 1152 nt
Organism: Epithele typhae
Lineage: Eukaryota; Fungi; Basidiomycota; Agaricomycetes; Polyporales; Epitheliaceae
Product: Aldo/keto reductase
Exons: 5
Coding region: 1-1152 (383 amino acids)
Source: RefSeq, a predicted model, not a curated record